Molecule: messenger RNA, 1927 nt
Organism: Carassius carassius (crucian carp)
Lineage: Eukaryota; Metazoa; Chordata; Actinopteri; Cypriniformes; Cyprinidae
Product: small glutamine-rich tetratricopeptide repeat-containing protein beta-like
Exons: 11
Coding region: 150-1193 (347 amino acids)
Biological process (GO): post-translational protein targeting to endoplasmic reticulum membrane
Cellular component (GO): membrane; TRC complex
Molecular function (GO): molecular adaptor activity; protein binding
Source: RefSeq, a predicted model, not a curated record
ACUAUUCGAGUUCAUAAAAUUCAUAAAAUCUUUGUAGUCCAUGAACAGAGCCAUUUCCGGCGCGGCGGCGCACGCGCAUCAGUCUCCGCGAGAGUUCAUGUGGCUGGAACGAGCGCUGCGGGCACUUUCUCCAGGAUCUCUCAGACAAAAUGGCAGUGGAAAAGCGCUUGGCGUAUUCUAUCGUCCAGUUCCUGAGAGAUCAGACUCAUUGUGGCUCGCUGAAUUCAGAUGAACAGGAGAGUCUGGAAGUUGCAGUCCAGUGUCUGGAGACCACCUUCAAGAUCAGCUCCAGAGACUACCAUCUUGCCGCCCCUCAGCCGCUGAGAGAGAUAUUCCUCAACUCCCUCCUCAAAAAUGAUAUCGUUGCACUACCCGAGACGUUUCCAUCUCCAGAGGACAUCGAGAGAGCGGAGCAGCUGAAAAAUGAGGGCACGUCACACUUUUCCUUAAACACUUUCACAGUCAAUUCAAAUAGAAAACAAGGCAUCUGUCAUCACAUUCGCCAUUGUAAUUAUGCUCUGUGCAUCAAAUGCCUUCGUCUGUCUCUGUCAGGGAACAACCACAUGAAAGAGGAGAAUUACAGCAGUGCUCUGGACUGUUACACAAAAGCCAUCGAGCUGGACCAGAGAAAUGCGGUGUAUUACUGUAACAGGGCCGCGGCUCACAGUAAACUGGGACACUACACCGAGGCUACGGGGGACUGUGAGCGAGCCAUCGCCAUCGACCCGGCGUACAGCAAAGCCUAUGGCAGAAUGGGAUUGGCACUGACUUCCAUGAGCAAGUAUCCCGAGGCGAUCUCUUAUUUUAACAAAGCUCUGGUGUUAGAUCCUGAAAACGACACGUACAAAUCCAACCUGAAGAUAGCAGAGCAAAAACAAAGAGAGGCUUCCAGCCCUACGGCCACAGGACUGGGCUUUGACAUGGCCAGCCUCAUCAAUAACCCCGCUUUCAUUAGCAUGGCUGCCAGUGUGAUGCAAAACCAACAGGUGCAACAACUCAUGUCGGGCAUGAUGUCUAACGCAGUGGGGGGACCUGCGGCCGGAGUCGGGGGAUUAUCUGACAUAUCCAGUCUCAUCGAAGCUGGACAGCAGUUCGCGCAGCAGAUCCAGCAGCAGAAUCCAGAGCUGAUCGAACAGCUGAGGAACCACAUCCGGAGUCGCUCGUUCAGCGGCAGCGCAGAGGAACAGUCCUGAUCCCAGCAGACAGGAUGAAGAACUGAAGGAGGGCAGGAGAAGAGUCGCAGGUGCAAUCGUUUAAAUCAUUUCUUCUAUUCUACUCCGACCCAAGAUAGAGGACAUGGCACUUUAUAUGGAGGAAUCAAUCACCUUAUACACAGAGAACGUUAUCUUUAUACCCAAGUCAGGUUUCUUUGUGUUUGUGUGUGUAGAUAAUGUUUCAGUCCUCUCUUUAUGAAUGUAGCUGGUAAUGACACAUCAGAGUUGAGUUUAUUUUACUAAACGAAUGAUUGAUUGAUUUUAUUUUUGUGCCUAUUAUUAAUAUCUAAUUACAUUUUUAGGGAUGGUUCAGUCCUAAAAUGACAAUUCAGUGUUGGUAGUAACUUCGUGAGGGCGAGUAAAUGAUGACAGAAUUGUCGUUUUUGAGUGAACUAUCCCUUUAACUCAUUCUCUGAUUAUUUUUUGUUAUAUAUUCUGUUCGUUUUAGGAACAAGAGACGUUUAUGUGUAAUAUUCACUAUAUCAGCUGCUUCACCAGUCCUGUUUGUUUAGUCGUUUGAUUCAUCGGUAAUGACAGCAAAGUAUUGCUAUAAUAAGCAUAUUCAUAAUCUCACUGUGUGCAGUUUUCUUUUGCAUGCUCCAUAAUCUGACACUUGCAGUCAGAUGAGUGAUUGAAGCUUCUGUAAUAUGCUUAGAAAACAGACCAGUAUAAUGUUUUUGUCAAAAAAUAAUGUUAAUAAAUGGGUCUUGAAA